Molecule: messenger RNA, 840 nt
Organism: Acanthocheilonema viteae
Lineage: Eukaryota; Metazoa; Nematoda; Chromadorea; Rhabditida; Onchocercidae
Source: the annotation of a GenBank genome assembly
AUGCAGGUUCUAGAAGAUAUUUUACUUGCAGAUGCUCGAGUUCUAUCACCAUGGUUAUCAACAGCACUUUUUUAUCAACCAACAGCAGCAGUAACUUCUACAAAUUGGUCCCAUACCGACUUCACUCCAACUGAUUUAACCAAUUGCAUGAAAGGUGAAUCAACUCCGAGUGCUGCGACAUUAACGCCUCGAUCAUCAGCAUAUAUUUAUCAUUCUGCAUUGCAGGAUGCGUUGUGUACUAAUUUGCAUGGAGCAACUCCGCCACAUCCUGGCACUCCCUCAACAGUAUCAAUUCCCAGUCCACUCUUCUGUUCACCGUAUCCAUCACAGACAACACGAAUGUUUAUGGGUCGUCGAUAUAGUGAACCUACGCCAUUAAUGCCUCAUCAUUCUGGCACUGGAAGGCGCAAAAGUCGCGAAGGACAAGUAAAUUAUUUGUGGGAAUUUUUGUUGCGUUUGCUUCAAAACAAGGAAUAUUCGCCAAAAUAUAUCAAAUGGCUGGAUCAUAGUAAAGGAAUUUUUAAACUGGUCGAUUCGAAGGCUGUUUCACGUCUUUGGGGUUUGCAUAAGAAUAAGCCCGGGAUGAAUUAUGAAACAAUGGGUCGAGCUCUUAGAUAUUACUAUCAACGUGGAAUAUUGCAAAAAGUGGAUGGGCAACGACUUGUUUAUCAGUUUAUGGAUGUUCCUAAAGAGGUAUUUGAGGAACUCUGUGAAGAUCAGCAACGUAUCACCGUGAGUGGCAACGGUAAUUGUAGCAGUAGUAGGAGACAACUGAAGAGGGAAAACGGCUGUUUAAAUUUCAGUGAGAAGAAAAUUGUUGCCGAUAUAUCGCAGGAAUGA